This is a messenger RNA of Staurois parvus, 476 nucleotides long. NCBI's taxonomy places the organism in Eukaryota, Metazoa, Chordata, Amphibia, Anura, Ranidae. The record is from the annotation of a GenBank genome assembly.
GACACAGCAGAUCACCGAUCAAUGGAAAGAGCCGAAGAUGUCGGCUCGGUCAUGUGAUCAGCUGUGUUCAAUCACAGCUGAUCACAUAGGGGACAUGUGCACUGAUCAUCAGGGCACUGAUGAUUUGUGUAGCCCCAGCAGUGCCACCUGUCAGUGUCUAUCAGUGUCAGCUGUCAGUGGUCAUCCAUGCCACCUGCCAGUGCCACAUCAAUGCCACAUAUCAGUGCCCAUCUGAGCAGCCUUUCAGUGUCACCCAUCAGUGCCAGUCAGUGCCACCUAUCAAUGCCAGUCAGUGCCUCCUAUCAGUGCUGCCAAUCAGUGCCAGUCAGUGCCAGUCAGUGCCGUCAAUCAGUGUGCAUUAGUGCCGCCUAUCAGUGCCAUAUAUGAGUGCUGCCUAUCAGUGCCACCUACCAGUGCCUCCUCAUCAGUGCCACCUAUCAGUGUCCAUCAGUGCAGCCUAUCAGUGCCCAUCACUG